Molecule: messenger RNA, 2906 nt
Organism: Trichoplusia ni (cabbage looper)
Lineage: Eukaryota; Metazoa; Arthropoda; Insecta; Lepidoptera; Noctuidae
Product: band 4.1-like protein 1
Exons: 9
Coding region: 493-1527 (344 amino acids)
Cellular component (GO): plasma membrane; cytoskeleton
Molecular function (GO): cytoskeletal protein binding
Source: RefSeq, a predicted model, not a curated record
UCAAUUUUCUUAUUCUCUUCAGCAUUUUAUUUCAUUCAUCGGCCAUUAUAAAAGCAGAAUUGGGGACCUGGUUUCCCUCCCAAAAAAACAUCCUUCCCCAUACAUUUUUGAAAAAAAAACGCAGCCUAAUCAUAUGAGAAAAUAUUUUUCGCUACAAGACGUCGUGUUUAAUCUAAAUCGCCAGCUGCCCGAGUGCGUAUAGAGACCGUUUUAAAAUGUUAUUAUUCAAUCUAACGUAACGAUCGUCUUUUGUUGGUGUAUACGAGUAUUUCAGAGUUGUUUAGUCGUUGAUAAACUCGAGCAGAGACGGGUGUAUUAACUUGUAUAGUGAAGUAAAGUGUAUUUUUUUAAUUAUGAGUAAAAGUGCCAAGAGUGAGGUUUGGAAUUUGGUGAUAUCAUGUUUAAUGAGAUACGGGCUGUUGACGGCCGGCUGGAUACACACUGAAGCCUCAGAAACUGGGUUCUGUUUUCACAGUGAGAAAGUGCUGCAGCAUGCGCGAAAGUCUCCGGCGGCUGGCGUCGGACGAGGGCGUGGAGCGGCGCGGGCGCAGCGCGGGCAGCCGGCGGGUGCGCGUCGAGCUGCUCUCCACGGAACACAUCACUGUGGAUAUUGAUCGUAAAGCCCGCGGCGGUGACCUCCUGGACAAGGUGUGCGAGUGCCUGGACCUGGAGGAGCGCGACUACUUCGGGCUGCAGUGCACGCAGCGCGGGGACCCUCGCAUCUGGGUCGACCUCAACAAGAGACUCUCUAAGACCUUCAGGAAUGAACCUUGGGAUGUAAGGUUCGCGGUGAAGUUCUACCCCCCGGAGCCAGCAGACUUGAAGGAUGACAGCACGCGAUACCAGGUGGCGCUAGCAGUCAGGAGAGAUCUUAUGGAAGGUCGUCUAACAUGCUCCCAAAUAACAUACGCGCUGCUGUCGUCCUACGUGCUGCAGGCGGAGCUGGGCGACCACGAGGAGUCGCAGUCUCUCAGUAGCGCGCUGCACGAGCACCGCGCCGCGCCGGUGGGCGUCAUCACGCCAGAGCUGGAGGCUAAUAUUGAGGAGCUGUACCGGAAACAUAAAGGCCAGACGCCUGCAGAGGCUGAGCUGAACUACCUGGAGACAGCGAAGCGGCUGGCGCUGUACGGCGCGGAGCAGCACGCCGCCGCCGACAGCCGCGACGUGCCCAUCGCGCUCGCCGUCUGCCAUCACGGGCUAGCCGUCUACAGGGACGGAGUGGUGAUGAACCGCUUCCCGUGGGCCAAGAUCACGAAGCUGAGCUACAAUAAGCGCGUGUUCUCUGUGCGGCUCCGCGCGGGCGAGUGCGAGGAGGCCAGCACGGCGCUGUGCUUCCGGCUGGCGGCUGCGCGCGCCGCACGCGCCCUCUGGCGGGCUGCUGUCGAGGCGCACAUGUUCUACAGACGCGAGGCUCCGGUGCUGGUGGACCGCGUGCCCGGGUUCUCUCGUCUCGGAUCGCGGCGGUUCUCGUGUCGCCGGACGCUGCGGCAGAUGCGAGAGGGCUCUGCCACACCCACCGCCGCGUGACACCACGCGUGCCACAACGUGUGACAAGUGACGUAUUAUAGAUAUUGGAGUAGUUCAAGAAUAGAUCACAUAUAAGUAUCGCUGAAAGGACUAGGUAAAAAUCUUUGCCCAAUCAAUGAGCUCUCCAGCCACUGCAGAGAGUCCACUUUUGCAUCACAACACCUGGUCUUCUGCAUACUUACUGCAGUAAAUAAUUAUCUUAUAACUAUGAUGUUUGUCUCUCACAGAGAAUAUGGGCAUUAGAUUGUAAUACCUGUAAAUUGCUAACUUAAAUUGGCAAUAUUGCCAUCUGAUUUUUUCGUUAGAAUGAUGUCCUUUUUGCAGUCAAAACACAAGACACCAGUGGUGUAAUAUAAUAUAUGUACCAAUUCGAUGAUUCUUCGUGUCGUUGUGGAUGUCAAUAAUAAGGUUUUAAGGGUUAGCAAUUUGCAAGAUGAAGUAUAUAUUGUUAUAUUAGUAAAGAAUAUAAGACUUAUAAUAGUGUAAUGUUUGUAUUUAAGUUUUAAUGUAUACCUAUUUACUACAAUAUCUUCACAACACUGACAAAGCCUACCUUUUCCUACGUUUUUAUACACUCACUUUUCUUGUUUGUUCGUCGUUCCGGUUGGAUUUUUGUAACUCAAUUUUGAGGCACUUUCUAAUAACUUAGCAGGUUGAAACUUUUCAGGAUGGCUUUAUACUCGAUGACAAUGAGAUUUACAAUUAUAAAUACUGCUGGUCCAAUUUUGAUAAAAUUCAAAUGGAAUGGCAUUUGAACGUAGGUUUUUAGAUUUUUUUAAUCUGUUAAUUUAUGAUUAGGUUCCAAAUACAUAAUUCUAAAAUAGUAAGUGCCAUACAUAGCAGAGUUCGUAUUCUUGAACGGUGCGCAGCGACUACAACUAGUGUAACUUGACAUGGUCGUAAUGUAAGAGAAGUCAUGAUAGCGCGGCUCGAGAGGUCUAGCGAUUCCCUCUUGUCUUCUAAUGACUUUGAACUUUAUACUCAUUAAGAUAAAAUUCAAAAUUAUUUGCAAUAUAAAAGUGGAAAAACAAACACAAGAUGAGACGAGUAGAGCAACAUCUCGUUCCCACAACUGUCUUGCUUUUAAAAGUUUUGGUAAUCCUGGUCGAUUUUUGUAAUUUAUUUAUUAUUUACUUAUCUUAGACGCAGAUGUGGAAACUGCACCCGGAACAUCACAACUCGGAUGCAAAAUAAAACAAUUGUAGAAACGCCCCUCAGAAUUAGAGCUAACAUUAAAUCCAAGGUGUCCUUUGUCUAAAAAUAACUACUUACUUAUUUAGUUCACGAUGUUAUUCUGAACUUGCAUGUUCACCUCAAGAACUGCAAGUAUUAAAAUUAGUGUUAAGGUUUAAUUAUUAUAAUAAAUAAAUAUUUUUCUU